This is a messenger RNA of Geodia barretti, 1161 nucleotides long. The record is from the annotation of a GenBank genome assembly. NCBI's taxonomy places the organism in Eukaryota, Metazoa, Porifera, Demospongiae, Tetractinellida, Geodiidae.
UGUGGUAUUCAAAACGAUUGCCGAUCCGUUUGCAGGGGACAAUUGAGCUUCUUCCGUGUCUACUCUGGCACGUUGCAAGGGGAUACUCAAGUUAGCAAUUCGACGAGAGGAGAAAUUGAACGCCUCGGAAAAACGGCGUUCAUGAACGGUAAGGAUGCAAUCAACACACCACAGGUAGAAGCAGGAGACAUCGGCGCACUCACGAAACUUUCCGCGCACACCGGUGAUACGCUCUGCGAUAGAGACGCACCCAUUCAACUCCCAGGUAUUGAUUUCCCAAAUUCCGUCAUCUCCUAUGCCAUCCGGUCAACACGCGAAGGCGACGAUGAAAAACUGAUGACAUCACUCACACGGAUGUCCGAAGAAGAUCCGACGUUUAGGAUUGAGCGGAACGACGUUACGAAACAACUCCUCAUCUCCGGGCUCGGAGACCUGCACAUCAACAUUAAUCGGGAACGAAUGGCAGACAAAUUUGGAGUCGAGACGGAACUCUCACCGCCAAAAGUGCCGUAUCGGGAAACAAUUCGUCGGAGAGUCCAAGGCAUCCAAGGCAGACACAAACGCCAAUCCGGUGGAAGAGGGCAGUUCGGCGACGUCACGAUUAACCUCUUGCCCUUGCAACGAGGCGAGGGUUUUGAGUUUGUUAACAACAUUGUGGGUGGGGCAAUUCCGCGCAACUAUAUCCCGGCUGUCGAAAAAGGCGUCCGCGAGAGAAUGGAUAGAGGCUUACUUGCUGAGUUCCCCAUCGUCGAUAUCCAAAUUGACCUCUAUGAUGGCAAAUUCCACCCGGUCGAUUCUUCGGAUAUGGCUUUCCAGAUCGCUGGUUCUAUCGCCUUUUCUGCUGCCGCCGAACAAGCCGAUCCGUGUUUGCUCGAACCGGUUAUGAGCGUCGCGAUCACGGUGCCUGAACAGUUUAUGGGAAGCAUCAUUGGUGACCUGAAUGGACGGCGCGGACAAGUGAUGGGUGUCGAGCAGAAUGGGAGAAAACAGGUAAUUCAGGCAAAUGUCCCACUCUCGGAGAUGCUCCGAUAUUCGAUUGAUCUCAAGUCAAUGACGAGUGCCCGCGGUAACUUCACGAUGGAAUUCUCACAUUACGAGAUAGCACCUGACGAUGUUGCGCAGAAGGUAAUCGCUGAGUCGAAAACCGAAGAGGAAGAGUAG